CGUGAACGAUACUAAAUAGCAAGUCGCUAGAAUUCAGCGCUAGCUAUUAGCUAUAGUAUUGCUUUAUCUUUUCAUACCUUCGCAUGAAGAAAUAUUAAAGCGGACGCGAAACAUACAAUACCAUUCUGUAUUAGAUCGAACGCGUGACAUAGAAAAACGCGGGUAUUAAAUUGUGUAAAAUUGAUUUACAAUUUCAAAUUCAUCGUUAAACAACAGUAUAAAGAUUUAUAAUUUUCAAAGAUGCAUAUACUACGUGUUAUUGUAUUCAUACUUUUUGCAUUUGUGCUGAUCGUUUCCGAAUUUUGGGCAACAACUGAGGCGACUAAAGUGAUCUUCUAUAAUCAAAAGUCCUCCGUGCAGAAAAGUCAAUUGCUUUCGACACAGAUAAUGUCGCAACCUUGUCCAAGAGGAAAAAUGCGAGAUCAUCGCAAUCGUUGUAGGCGUGCCGUUAUAUUUAGUAGGAAACCAAAAUAAAAGGCGCCCGCAUACACUCAUUGUCGAACAGUAUCGUAUUGAAUUUAUCGAAUGGAACUGGCAUGCGCCCAAGAUCCGACGCCACUCAGUUCUCUUUGGCGAAGAGAUAAGCCAGUGGAAUACUUUAUUUUAUAUUUUUUGUGUUGAUUGGUAUAUAUGUACCAUAGUUAAAAAUUAAUACCAUAGUUAAAAAUUAAUACUAUAAGCAAACAUGUUUUUAGGUGUGUGUGUGUCUGUAUGUGUAUUCAUACUUAUUGCCUGUAUUUAUGGUUGUGCAAGUUAGGAAGUAAGAAUUAUAAAAAAAUAUAGAGGAAGCAUUGUAACCAAACAUUUUUGUAUCGAUCAAGUAUAUCCACUAUUUACCAUACAUAUAAUUUGAUACAUAUGUAUUUCUGUUAGAGUAAAAUUAUUCUUUUUUUCAUUUUUAUCUAAUACGUAAUAGUAAAAUAAACAAUACAUAUGAACGAUUAUUUAAAACUAUUUAUGAUGUAAUAAAUUUACCACAAAAGCUGGAGAACAUGUUUUGUUACGUACAUAGUUUGAAUAUUUUCAAAUACACUCAUAGGUACCUACAUUUUAUUAUCAGUUUGUCUUUGCAAAAGCUUAACCCAUUCGUAGGCAAGUUACACACAAUAAUACUUUUAAUAUCAUUAGUUAACUAGAGGUACGUAACUUUAUUCUUACAUAUAGGGUCAGCGGGAUUUAUGGACCAAAUUCAUUACCCUAUAUUAUACGAAAGAUUAUAAUCUAAUUGACGUGCUGACCAAUAUGUUUGAGUUUGGAUUAACCAUAAUCCCAGAGAUCAUAAUAUUUGGUAUACGGGGGCUAAGGGUUGUACAGAUUAACUUUUAGCGUAAUUUAAUAAAUGUAUCAUCCAAAUUUUUCUAUUUUCAUAUUCAAAUAAAAUAUUAUCACCAUA
Bactrocera oleae (olive fruit fly) is the source of this 1393-nucleotide messenger RNA. The record is from RefSeq and is a predicted model, not a curated record. Lineage: Eukaryota; Metazoa; Arthropoda; Insecta; Diptera; Tephritidae.